AAACAACGAGAACCAUCGUUUCUGACAAGGCAGCGAUUAAGGGCGCCGUAUUUUCAAGAGACAAUCAGACAAUGUCGUCCUAGUUUUCAUUAAAUUGCUCAUGCGUGAAUAAUUUUUACUCUAGGGCCAUAUUAGGCUUGUUAAGCGCUCCAUGGACUUCCAGGUCCGUGCCGAGUCAGGGAAGCAGCUCCUGGCGAGGCUGUCGACACGUCCCAGCCUUAAGGGUCUGGAUGAGCGCCUGCUGGGAGUGGAUGGACCACUUCCUCACGACGUAAUAGAGAUUACUGGAGAUGUGUCUGUAGGGAAGUCAGUCUUGGCAUUGCAGUGGGUGACCCGGGCCAUCCUGUCUCCGCCUAGAGGGGGUCUCGGCGUUGAAGUUUUGCUCAUUGAUGCCGACCACCACCAGUCACUCUUCACGCUAGUUCAGCUUUUGCAAGCUCGCAUGAAGGCGUUUACUGCUCAAACUUCCGGGCUCAGACUGACCUCUAGUCUGGUAGAAACAUCAAUUAAAGAUGCUCUUAAACGGCUGACAAUUAUUAAUGUUUAUGACAGUACCAACCUGUACACUGCUAUAUUGGCUCUAGACAAGAUGCUCCUCUCCAAACCCCAGAUUAGUAUGGUUGUUGUAGACAGCCUCACAGCAUUUUAUUGGUCAGAUCGUUUGGCUGGUGGACUGCAGCACAUGGAUUCCUACCUUCGCCGUUUGCUGUCUGCCCUCCAAAAAAGUACUAAAGAGCACAAAGUAAUGGUUGUCUUUACCAGACCAAGUUAUUUCCAAUCAGCAGCUCGAUCACGUUUUAAAAUGAAAGAGGACAAUGGAGAAAGUACCCGACUAGUUAGCCUGAAUAGACUAGAAAAGGACAUAUCUGGAGGUAGCAGCAAAGACGGUGAUAAUCAAUCAGCUACUAACAAAGAUAUGAUAGAAAAUAUCUUUUCUGCGACAAUCAGGUCUGCAUAUGGUCAAAAAAUACUCAAGUACCACAUCACCAAGGAGGGUAUGCAAUGGCUUUGAUCAUGCGUCUCAUGAUUAUGCUCGAGUAAGGUUAGAUAAGGAAAAGUUCUGUGAUAAUUAUCUCAAAGAAGUUUGAUACAAUAGUAUAGCACCUGUUAAAAUCAUAAUAUUUUUAUUUUUAUAAAUACAGCUGGCAUGUAGAAAACAGAAAAGCUGUCUAAACCGAUCAUUUUAAAAACAUCCACUUAGAAAUAGAGAUUUCAAAUUAUUUUUAAAUGCUGAAAUAAAAAAUGCCAAACAUACAGUACUUUAAAAAGAAGAUACUUAUUGAUACAGCCAGCAAUUUCAAGGGUAAAGAUUUGGUCAAGGUUAAGAGCAAGCCUGUGUGCUACAAGGAAGAUAGUGUAAUAACACUUUUGAUUGGAUUGAAUUAAUAGUUCAUCUAGAAGACUAUCAUAUUUUUGUAUUGAAUACACAUAGGUAUUAUUGAGGAAAAUGCUUUGACACCAGAGGAGCACACAGUGUUUGCAUUGAGCUUAUCCUUAUAUCUUGAAAUACAUGUAAUACAACAGUUAAAAAUUAGUUUGUUUGUUU
Molecule: messenger RNA, 1546 nt
Organism: Frankliniella occidentalis (western flower thrips)
Lineage: Eukaryota; Metazoa; Arthropoda; Insecta; Thysanoptera; Thripidae
Product: DNA repair protein XRCC2
Exons: 4
Coding region: 152-1012 (286 amino acids)
Biological process (GO): DNA strand invasion; double-strand break repair via homologous recombination
Cellular component (GO): replication fork; Rad51B-Rad51C-Rad51D-XRCC2 complex; centrosome
Molecular function (GO): ATP-dependent DNA damage sensor activity; four-way junction DNA binding; ATP binding
Source: RefSeq, a predicted model, not a curated record